GUGGAACGAGCUCGAGCGCCUGCUUCGCUUGCUUCCCACUGUUGUUGAAGGCGGAGGAGAACAAACUGGUCUCAUCAUCGUUUUUGAUGGAAAAUAAAGUCGCCAUCUGUUGAUACAUCAGCCACGGAAGCGGACCAGAGGGAGGGGAGAGGCUUCGGAGGACAAGGGCGGCCGGAGGUGGACUUGGAAGAGGGGGGGAGAGAAAAAACGGGACAGUGGGGAAAUGCUGCAGAUUUGACUGAAAGAUGUCCAGCGUUAACAUGGAAGCGACCGGCAUCCUUCCUGUCCUCAAGAAGAAGCUGGCCUUUCUGUCAGGAGGGAAAGACCGGCGCAGUGGCCUGAUCCUGACCAUCCCCCUCAACUCGGACCAGACCAGCAUGGAGGAGCUCAGUGCCACACUGGACUACCUACUCAGCAUCCCCAGUGAUAAAUGUAAAGCUCGAGGUUUCACCGUAAUCGUGGAUGGCCGAAAGUCUCAGUGGAACAUUGUGAAGACGGUGGUGCUCAUGUUGCAGAAUGUGAUCCCAGCAGAGGUGUCCCUGGUUUGCGUGGUGAAGCCAGAUGAGUUCUGGGAUAAGAAGGUCACCCACUUUUGCUUCUGGAAGGAGAAAGACCGACUGGGCUUUGAGGUGAUUCUGGUUUCGGCCAAUAAGCUGACUCGUUACAUCGAACCCUGCCAGCUGACCGAUGACUUUGGUGGAAGCCUGGAGUAUGACCACAAUGACUGGCUCAACAAGAGACUGGUCUUCGAAAAGUUCACUAAGGAGUCCACAUCGCUGCUGGACGAGCUGUCGGUUAUCAACGACGGCGACAAAGGCAACUCGGUUGACAAGGACAAGUCUGCUGACUGUGUUCUCCUGCCAUCCUUUGACCCCGAAACAGUCCUUCAGACCGGUCAUGAGCUACUGUCAGAGCUGCAGCAGCGCCGGUUUAACGGCUCCGAGGGAGUCGGGGGAGGACAAGCAGCUCCAGCAUGGCGCCCCAUGGAGGAGGAACUGCUAGCUCAGCCUCAGGUGAUGAAGCUGUUGGACUCGCUCAGGGAGCAGUACACUCGAUACCAAGAGCUCUGUAGGCAGCGCAACAAACGCACCCAGCUAGAUGAGAUUCACGCCAAGGUUAUGCAGGUGGUCACUUGGUUGCAGGGUCCGGGUUCAGAGCUACUGAAAACCCAGCAAGCGAUCGGAGACUCGAUGCGAACAGCUCAGGCCCUGCAGCAGAAACACGAGGAGAUCGAGAGCCAGCACAGCGAAUGGUUUGCCGUAUACGUGGAGCUGAACCAGCAGAUAGCCGCGCUGCUCAGCGCCGGGGAGGAGGAAGAAGUGGCGGAGCUGAAGGCGCUACAGCAGCAACUCAGCGACGUCUGCUACCGCCAGGCGGCUCAGCUGGAGACCCGGCAGAACGUCCUGCAGGCGGCGCAGGUCUUCCACAGCACCACGCAAGAGCUGUCUCAGCAGUUGGACGGUCUACUGGGCAUGCUCUGUGCUGAUGUGGCUCCAGCUGACGGGGCAGCCAUUCAGCAAAACCUCAAACUGCUGGAAGAAAAGCUGCAGAUUGUUGAAGCAGGUCUUACUUCCCUUCGUCAGAAAGGAGGGAUGCUAUUGGAGCAGAUGUGCGGCCAGCCUUCGUGGACCCUGGAGGAGACGGAGAGUCCAGCCGGAGAGCAGCAGGACAACGUUCAGCACAUUCAGUCGGUGAUGGAGGAAAUGCAGCUUCGCAAGCAGAGGUGUGAGGACAUGGUGGAUGUACGGAGGCUGAAGAUGCUGCAGAUGGUCCAGCUGUUCAAAUGUGAAGAAGACGCUUUACAGGCGGUCGAGUGGCUCGGUGAGCUGUUGGACGCUUUGCUGAAGACUCACGUCAGACUCGGCGACGACCCCCAGGAGACGAGGACGAUGCUGGACAAACACAAAAAGUUCGUGGACGUGGCUCAGAGCACCUACGAUUACGGCCGCCAGCUGCUGCAGGCCACCGUCGUCCUGUGCCAGUCGCUGCGCUGCACGACUCGCUCCUCCGGCGACACUCUUCCCCGACUGAACCGGGUCUGGAAGCAGUUCAGCGUGAGCGCCGAUGAGAGGCAGCAGAGGCUGGAGCUGGCUCUGAGCUUCUACACCGCCGCCGAAAGGGUGCUGCAGCAGGACCACGUAGAGGCUGCGUCUCUGGAUGAAGUUGACUCUUCUGGGAAGACUCUGGUGGACAGACUCACCUUGCCGGUUAUCUUCCCUGAUGGGAGUGAGCAGUUUUUCGGGAGUCCCAGCGAAACAGCGGCAGCAGCUGAGGCCGUCCGAGAGCGCCUCCUGCUGGUGGAGGAGCGGCGCCUGCAGCUGCAAGAGCUCAGGCUUCAUAACGGCGAAGGCGAGGAAGAGGAGGAGGAGGAGGAAGUGGUGCUGAACGGGCAGCAGGGGCAGUUAGACGUCAUCGGAGAGGAACUGAGCGAGAAAGAGGAGCAAGAUGAGGAGAAGGAGGAGGAGGAGGCAGGCAGUCAGGAGGAGGACUCCGGGAGGGCCACACAGGACUGCUAAUGGAUCUCUGACAUUAAAGCCAGCAGCCUUAAUGAAGCUGGUUCGUGAAGGGCUGCCAUUUGGUUUCCAGGAAGACACUGUGUGUUUCCUUUGAGCGAAGAAAGUCAUCCACAGGUCGCUUUUGCUCAGCCGGAGCAGAAACGCCAAUCUUACAGUAGAAAUGUCCUCAUUUAAGCCAGUCUUGCCUCUCUGCUUAACAUUUUCGGUGAGAGGAUCAACAUGGCGGAUUACAAACCGAACGCAGAAUACUGGAAUUAAACUACUGUAAUAAUUAAUCUUCAUCUCUGCUCUUAUGAACAUGAUCGUCUAAAAUUUGAACGCCCCCGCCCUUUACCCCUAAUGCUGCCUCAUACUGCUUAUUCAGCGACGUGGACAGAGCUGUCAUGGUGCUUCCCCUCGCUCCUUGUUCCCACUUCUACAGUCAUUUACAUUUUGACAUAAAGACGCGUUCAAUGGAACAUUUCAACAGUCUGACAGUCAUAAUCACCACAGCUAAAAAGCCGGGGAAAAAGCUAUCUUAGCCUGGUAUUAUUUUAUAGAAGCAAAGCGUCCUGUAAGCUGAAAGGAAACAUUUGAAUUAUUUAUGAAAUGUUGUUUUUCAGACAAAGUUCUUUUAUCCUUACAUGUUUUAAACUUGUUUUAUGCAAAAUGUCUGCCAUUUUUCUGGCAGUGGUGGAUGGUAGAGGUAUGAGCAAAUUCAGGAUGAAGCAAAACAUGCUCCCAUGAAUCCCUUUUUUUUUUAAUGAAAAGAGAGGGGGGAAAAACGCUGUAUAACUUAUUGGAUACAACCUCUUUAAUGAAAAUGGAACCCAAUCCAGUGUACACAACUGUAGCCAAUUGGAUCUACCUUAGUUUAAAAAGCCCAACCUCACAACAAUUGUGAUCUCUUUUGCCAAUUGAACCCUUCAUGACAACCACGUGGGGUUGUUUUUAUACUGAUGCAUAUUUUAUCAAUUAAGUCUAUGACCAAAAUGCAACUUCUUUAAGGAACGGGUUUUAUCCAAAUCAUGUGUGUAUGAUUUUUUUUUUUUUAUUAGUUCUGCAAUAUUUCCUAAUAUCAGGAUAACAUAUUUGGACAUAUUUUAAGGGCUUGAUUAAAUUUGUGGGAGCACAGUUUUGUUACAAAUCCUGACAUUUGUGUCUCGAAUCAACUUUUCGUGCAAACAAACAAUGCUUUGACCCUUGUGUGAACAUAAAAUUUGAAAUGCACACCGAGGAGAGGACCGACUUAUUAUUUCAGUUUUUACUUUAGUUUGAUUUUGACCUCAGAAAGUGGAUGUUUGGUAAAAAAAAAAAAACCUGUGUGAGCAUGUCUGUGACUGCAACAGCUCUGAGGAAACUUCGACCAGUUCACUGCUCCGGCAUCAGGAUGGAAGUCACGCCUGUGCUGCUCUUCAGUUCAAGCUGUACAGGGAAUGAUUUGUGUCGGUUUAUUAGAACCGUCUAGGUGUCGGUUUGCAGACAUGGUCAUUCCAAAAGUGGGCAGCCCCCCAUUUCUAUUUAUUGUACUUUUUUUUUUUUUUUUUUAAGUAAACCUAUCUGUAACUGGUUGGUGUUUUUAAACCUCUAACCAGUAACUGCUGCUGUAACCGCUAACUGCUACGUCUCCCUACCUGUCUGUUCCGUCCAAUGACAAGUUCAGUGAUAUCAACACAACAUUCUGCUUUAAAUAAAAAGGUAUUUAAACAUUCUGUCCAGCAUUGCAUCUUGAAGAAUUUUGAUAAAACAUUCAAUGAAACGCGUGCUUUGACAUAACAUUUUUUUUUACUAAUUGAUUUUGAAAAGGGGAAGAAUGAAAACCUCAGACAACACAAGAUGCUUUGUGAGACUUAGUCAUCUAAAACAGCAGAAGUAACCUUAUCUCACUGCACCAUACUUUUAAGAUUAUUCACACGCUCUAGUUCCUUUUAAUGAUGUCUUAUACUUCUCUUUUUACCCCCCCCCCAUUUCACAGGGAAAAUCUAGAACUAUUGUUUUUUAAUACAUUGUCUAUAAUUGAAAUGACUUCAAAACGUUUCUCACCACCUUUUUCAUUCUGAGUUUAAUAUCUUACCUAUAUUAUCUUACCUGUCACAGAUUGAGUGCCCCCUCCCAAAAAUGCUUACUAUUGAUCUCUCAUCUAUUAAAGUUGGAAGGAUCAAAUUCAUUUAGUUGCUAAUAGGACAUUUUCAUAACCCUUUCAAGCACUUCUUAAAAUGUCUGUGUUCUUGUGUAGAGUACAAAACAAGGUUUCUGUAACAAGAAUGCAUAAUGUGAGAAAUCUGGGACCAGAGUCAGAGAAGAGGAAGACAAAGUAAUUUUAAUUUCUAACUUGCAUAAGAGGGUGGUUUCAAGUAUGAUCAUGAUAAACACAUAAUAGUUGUAAAGUUAUUUUAUGUUACAUGUCACAUUCAAUUGUAUGUAACGAUAAUGGAUAGAUGGAUGUAUAUAUAUAUAUACAUACGUACAAACGCAUGCUUUGACGUCAAAGAAGUUUUUUACUAAUUGAAUU
Menidia menidia (Atlantic silverside) is the source of this 5007-nucleotide messenger RNA. Lineage: Eukaryota; Metazoa; Chordata; Actinopteri; Atheriniformes; Atherinopsidae. The record is from the annotation of a GenBank genome assembly.